AUGCCGACUUUGGCAUCUGACAUCCAGGCGAACAGAACAAUGAUUGCCUUCCAGGGAAUCUCAGACUGCGGCAAUCGUCUCCCCGCGUCCAGCUUACUUUUCCCCGAGUCGCAUUUGAACCACAUGCUCAACGUCACCGCCCCCACUUGUGCCAUCCUGUGA
Messenger RNA from Perkinsus marinus ATCC 50983, 162 nucleotides. RefSeq lists its product as hypothetical. The record is from RefSeq and is a predicted model, not a curated record. The transcript is spliced from 2 exons. NCBI's taxonomy places the organism in Eukaryota, Perkinsozoa, Perkinsida, Perkinsidae. The coding region runs from base 1 to 162 and encodes 53 amino acids.